This is a messenger RNA of Strongylus vulgaris, 447 nucleotides long. The record is from the annotation of a GenBank genome assembly. Lineage: Eukaryota; Metazoa; Nematoda; Chromadorea; Rhabditida; Strongylidae.
AUGUUGCCUCCAUUCGAAAAGAAGUCGUACCCGUUCUAUAUUCAAGAGGAAAUUAUUUUGAGUUCGCGAGCAUUGCAGUCUCUAGCCGUUUGUCAACUGCUUGUCAAGGUAUUGGCAAGAGCUGGCGGCAUCCGUCAGAAUCCUGAGGGCGUACCGAAAAAAGCCAAGUCGACAUCGUCGUUGAAGAGUGAUUUUGUAGUCCACUGUGAAGCCAUGCAAGCUUCGAUACGCAGAGGUGCAGCUAGACUUAAUUCACGUUUAAAUGAAAUUGAAGAGGUGCUCAAAGAGACUGCUAUGAGUUUAGUGCCUAAAAUUGGAACGGAUUGGAACGAGGAAUUAUCUGAGUUAUUUGCUUCUCAAAACGUGGUCGUGUGUGAUCGGGUAUACAAGUCUUAUUUCAACUCAUGUGCCGAUAUUCGUUACUUUCUGGAACAUACUAUUGUUUGA